Molecule: messenger RNA, 11140 nt
Organism: Mytilus trossulus (common blue mussel)
Lineage: Eukaryota; Metazoa; Mollusca; Bivalvia; Mytilida; Mytilidae
Product: telomerase protein component 1-like
Exons: 57
Coding region: 131-8263 (2710 amino acids)
Biological process (GO): telomere maintenance via recombination
Cellular component (GO): telomerase holoenzyme complex
Molecular function (GO): protein binding; telomerase activity; telomerase RNA binding
Source: RefSeq, a predicted model, not a curated record
CCGGAGUGACCCGAAUGUUUUGUUUGCACUACGACUUUUGGUUUAGGAAAAUGUCCUGUCAGCACAAGCAAUGAUGGUGAAAUCGUUGUGAAAUACCGAUUUUCCUGAUUCUUCUAACCAGAAAUAGAAAAUGUCGUCAACUGACAGAAACAAACUCCUAAUGGGAGACAACAAGUCGAUGUUAUCAACUAGUUCAUCAUUGAUGUCAAAAUGGUCACUGAAGACAGAAUUGACAUCACAAACUGGUUUAGGCCUAACCGCAGGAUUGGUAAAAACAGAGAAGCCAUCUUCUGUGACAACAUCUGGAAGAAGUAGGCUUGACCAAACUUCUUCAAACAUUGGCGGAAAUACUACAUCUUCAGCGUUACACAAUACAUUACUUGGACCAACAAAGUCAAGUUUUUCAUUGUCAGGAAGACCAGGAUUGACAUCAAAUUUGACCAGCAGUUUGACCACAUCAUCCAAUUUGUCUAGUAGGCUUGGUCUGUCAUCAGGUUUAAGUAGUAGACUUGGCCCAUCCUCCAAUUUAACAAGCAGUCUUCUGACAAAGCCUGACCAAUCAAAACUUAGCUCAUUAAGAAGUAAUGAUACUAGAACUGACAAAACGUCUUCCAUGUUUAAGGAAAAUUUACAAUCUAAUUUACUGAAGUCAACUUCACCCCUCGUCACAAUAAAAAUAGAACCAGUCACAUCCUUUAGUUCAAGCAGUUACUCAACUCAAAGUUCAUUAUCAAGGCAAUUGAGCUCAGAUAAAAAGGAGACAACAAAAAGAAAGAGUAAUGAUCGCUCUGCAGUCAAAUCAAAAAAGAAGAUGGUGAACAGUGAUGGGAAAGUAACUACCAUAACAAGAUAUGAAGUCAAACCACCACAGUAUAAAUUAGAAAUAGACAUUAAAGAUAAAGGAAUAGAUAUCCCGGACUUCGUAUCACCAGCACAGGAUCCAAGUUUGAAACCUAUUUCUAAACCAUUACAUGAUGUGAAUGGCAUAAAGCUUGGUUUCAUCAAUGCUGUAAGUGGAUCACUUAUUUGCCAACCUAAUUUUAGAAAUUCAGAAGACAAUACUAGAAUAGCACUAUCCAACAUGGCAAAGAAGUUGGUUGUUUAUGAUCCAGAGUUUGUAUUGAAGGUUGCACUAUAUACCAGAAAACAACUAAACAUAAGAACAACAGCAAACUUUCUGUUAGCCAUGGCAGCUAAUAUUGAUUUGUGCAGACCAUUCUUAAAGAAAUACUACUGUGCCUCUAUAAGUUUACCAUCAGACUGGAUAGAAGUAGCUGAAAUAUAUCAGGCUUUCCAUGACAGACAUUUGACACAAGGGGCAUUACCCUCAGCGCUAAGAAGAGUUAUGAUGACUAAAUUUCCUGACUUUGAUGAAUACCAGCUUGCUAAGUAUAAUAAAGAAAGUUCUAGGAAGAAGAAAAAGAAGAAAGAACGAAAAAAUAAGGAGAAAGAAGAUGAUGGAUCAGCUGUGAGAGGCGGUAGAGGUGGCAGAGGAGGUAGAGGUCGUGGUAGAGGAGGUUUUACUAGAGGAGGUAGGGGAGCUAGAUUUGGCAGUUUUGUACCCCCACAGCCAGAUGACAUUUCAUCAGAUUCUUCAGAUUCUUCAGAUGAGGAAGAAGAAUCCAAGAUGAAAAGACAGAUAUCAGAUGUUAUAUAUGAUGAUAAAGAAUCGAAAGAAGAGAUUGAGAAGACAUCUUUUUCACUGAAACAGCUGAUCAGAAAACUACAUAUCACAGAGCCAGUAUACCAUGUCAUGGCUCUUAUCGGUAAAAAGUACCCAGAGACAUUAGAAGAUUUUUACAAGUGUCGUCUUCCAGGACAAUGGGAAGAAGAAAAGGCGGGAAAAAGAAUGAAACUCCCUGUACCCGAGACUUGGGAAACUCAGGUUUCACUUAAAGGAAACAAAGCAUCAACAUGGGAAGACUUAAUAGACCAUAAAAAGUUGCCAUUUAUGGCAAUGUUGAGGAAUCUGAGAAAUUUGAUAAAAGCUGGUAUCUCAAACAAACACCACACAGAUAUUAUCAAUAGACUUACUAAUGAGAGACAAGUUGUCAACAGUAAACAGUUCCCAUUCAGAUUUUUCUCUGCAUAUGAAGUUUUGGUUAAUCUAGAGAAAGACUUUGAGGAAAGCCAAAAGAAGAUUGUGCAAGAGGCAGAGAUUGCAGCCCAGUAUGUAGCAUUGGGAAUUCCUCAACCAAGUGAACGUGCCAGGGGUCGUGGACGUGGUAGGGGGAGAGGGAGAGGUAGAGGACGAGGAGGAGGGGCAGAUGGAGAAGUACAGUGGUGGAUAGAAAAGAGAAACAAAAAGAAAGCUGAAGCAGGGAAAGCAAAAGAGACACCUUAUGAUCCCAAUCUGAUACAGAGAUACAGGAAAGCUUUAGAUACAGCUGUUAAAAUAGCAACAGUAUACAAUGUCCAGCCAAUCAAAGGAAAGACAAUUGUUUUCUGUGAUGUUGGGGAGAAUAUGGAUGUUAAUUGUACAGCUGCCAGGGGCCUUGGAAAACCCAGAAAGAUGAGGGAAGUAGCUGUAUUGAUGGGUUUGAUGUGUAAAUACUCGUGUGAGAAUUGUGAAUUUGUUGUAUUUGAUGAGUCCCGUUAUGACCUGAUCACACCAAAACCUGGAACAAUUCUGAAUAACAUGGAAGAUACCCUUACUGUUUUGGAUAAACAAAUGCAGACUGGCAAGAACUUUGAAUAUAAAAUUCCAGAUCGUAUAUUAAAUGCUGCUUUGGUGGAUAGACAACAGAUUGAUAACUUGAUAAUACUGAGUGGUGGAGUUGACAGUGUACAGCAGGACUUUGUCUCCUUCUUCCUGAAGAAGUUUAGACAACUAGUAAACCCUAAUCUGUUGUAUGCCAAUAUUUCAUUCAGCGGAAAAGGUUGUGGAUUUUCUGAGAGUAUCAAACCAGAGAACGAUAAUGACAUCUAUAUCACAGGAUUUAGUGACGCUAUACUGAGAUUUAUUGCUGAGAGAGGUGAUGGAGGUCAACUUAUGCAUGUUGAUAAGAUAGACGAAUUCUUCAAACUGAAACCUAUGCCAAUACUACAAGAUGUCUUAAGACCAGCAAGGUCUGUUCCUGUCGAGAGACCACUGGCAAUACCAUGCAACACACCAUGCUGGAGAACCUUCAGAGUUUUCAUAUCAUCAACAUUCCGAGAUAUGCAUGGAGAGAGAGAUGUUUUAACAAGAUAUGUCUUCCCAGAGUUACGUGCCCUUGGAAAGAAACAUUUUAUAAAUGUUUAUGAAGUUGAUUUGAGAUGGGGAGUAACAGAAGAAGAGACAAAACAUCACAAAACAUUAGAGUUAUGCUUAUCAGAAGUUUCCAAAUGUCAGUAUUUUAUUGGCAUAUUAGGGGAACGGUAUGGGUAUAUGCCAGAUAAAUACACAGUUCCAGAUACGCCUGAAUAUGACUGGGUGAAACAUUACCCUCAAGGGGCCUCAGUGACAGAAUUAGAAAUGCAUUUAGGUGUUAUGAUGAACCCUGCACAGAAACAAGACAAAGCUGUGAUGAUGAUCAGAAACAAUAAUUUUAUUAAAGAUGUACCAAAAGAAUUCCUAUCAGAUUUUGUAGCCGAAAAUCCAGAAGCUGAAAACAAGAUGGCUGCCCUGAAGAGUAGGGUCAGAAAUUCACCUCUAGAAGUUAUUGAAGGAUAUGACUGUAGAUGGGGAGGAUCUGUUGAUGGGAAACCCAUUGUUUCAGGACUUGAGAAGUUUGCCAUGCCAAUCAUUAACUCUGUGUGGAAUUCUGUCAGGAAGCAAUGCCCAGAUGAGGAUGCCAUGUUGGAUGAAACAACCCAUGCCACAAAACAACAUGAGGCAAUGGUAGAGAACCACAGAGCUAGAUUUGUGGGGAGGAAAACUCUGAUCAAAGAAUGUCUAAAAAAGAUGUCAGAAAUGAGCUCUGGUGGUGUUAUCUCACUUACAGGAAAACCAGGCACAGGAAAAUCUGCUGUUUUGGCUUCACUAGUGACCUCUUACAAAGACUCAAGCCAGUGUGAUAGUCCAGCCAACAUCUUGGUCCAUAUAUCUGGAGCAGCCCCAGGGUCUACAAAUAUCCUGGCCACUCUAAGGAGGCUGUGUUAUGAAAUAAGAAGACAAUUUGGACUGACAACUGAUAUUCCAGAAGACUACAAAAACAUAACACAGAAGUUUGGUGAGAUGUUGACUGAAGCUGGAUCUCUAUCUGGUUCCCCAGUGGUCAUAUUCAUGGAUGGUUUAGACUUGAUGGAAAACACACUUCUACCAAGCACAAUGGAUUGGCUGCCUAAUCCUGUACCAAAGAAUGUAAUAUUUGUAAUAACUGCAUUGGAGGAUGGAAAAUUCAACAGUUCUAUGAAGAGACUUGGAGCUGUCAAUUUAAGUGUUGGUCCAUUAGACAUGUGGGACAAAGCUGAUGUUGUCAGGAACAACCUGGCAGUACACAGGAAGGUUUUAGAUGAAUCACCAUUUAACAACCAGAUGAAGUUAUUGCUCUCAAAGAGGGAAGGAGCAAAUCCUCUUUUCUUGAAGCUUGCAUGUGAAGAACUCAGAGUAUUUGGAGUGUUUGAAAGGAUCACAAACAAGCUGAAAUCCCUGCCACAUACCACUCCGGCAUUAUUACAAGAAGUACUAUCCAGAAUAGAAUCAGACUUGGGUCUUGAGCUAGUAUCUACAGCCAUCUCAUUGUUAGUCUGUUCAAGAAAUGGUAUACAAGUAGAAGAAUUACAUGACUUACUAAGUAUACAUGAUAUCUUAACAAAUGAUAAAUUCAAAAUGGACGACAUCAGAAACAUUAAAUUUACACCUGAACAGAUGUUACCAGCUGCUGUGUUUGGUCACUUGAGAAGGUCCUUAGAGACAUUCCUGAACCCAACUGACAGUUGGAACAGUAGACUAACACUGGCUCAUAAAGACAUAGAGGCUGCAGUAAGACAGAGGUACAUGAAGGGUUCUUCAGACUUGGAAACUAAAUACCAUUCUCUGCUGGCAGGCUACUUUUUCCAACUGGCUGAUCCAGGCAAAACCAAUAGUUUCAGUGGAAAUAAUCCUAGAGCCUUUACAGAACUGCCAUUCCAUUUGGUUUAUUGUGGUGAAUUUAAAGAGUUACAACGUUUACUUUGUAAUCUGAGUUUUAUACAUGCCAAAUGUCAGCUAGGAUUGGCUACACAGUUAAUGGAUGACUAUCAAGAUAAAGCUUUGACAAACAAAACAUCAGAGAGAGAACAGAACAAAAUGAUGAAUGCAGAGGAAGUCAAACAAUACAAACUGUUUGUAUCCAGACAAAUACAUGUAUUGAAUGGAUAUCCUGCAUUGACUUGGCAGCAAGCUAUCAAUGAGCCAGACACAUCUAGAGUUCACAAGGAUGCCAUUGAUAGUGGAGAGGUGACCAAGGGUCAAGGAUACAUGGCAUGGAAUAACAAACCAAACACCACAGAUCCAUGUUAUAUGACCAUCAGUAAUUUGCCUCAGCCAGUGACUUGUGUAGCUGUAUCCAAAGAUAGCAAAUACUUUGCCUGUGGUGGAAUGGACUGUAUGGUUAGACUGUAUGAUUUCAAUACAGGAAAGGAGCUCCAUACAUUUAGAGGUCAUGCUAAUGCUAUCACCAGUGUAUGUUUUGUUGGACAGUCCAUGUUAUGUAGUGCUGGAUUAGACAAUGCUGUCAGUGUCUGGCAUAUAGACCAAGGUCACAGAAUACAUGUCUUGAGUCAGCACAAUAAACGAGUACAGUCAGUUGCUGCAGACAAGGCUGGAAAGUUUAUUGCUUCAGCUUCAUGGGAUUGUACUGUGAAAGUAUGGAAUGCUGUUAAAGGGGACAGAUCUUGUGAAUUAUUGGUCGGAAGCCAAGUGAACUGUGUUGACUUCCACCCAGAAGGUCAGCUGAUCGUUACAGGAAGUUGGGAUGCCACAAUAAAGAUCUGGGAUAUAUUUCACAGGAAGAGAAAAGCAGUGUUACGAGGACACAAGACAUCAGUGAGAGAUGUAGCCUACUCUCCAUCAGGACGUCACAUUGCCUCAGCCUCCUUAGAUGGUGAUGUUAAACUCUGGUCAGCAUUCAAUGGAACACAGGUUGGUAAUAUCCAGGGUCACUCGCUACCUAUCAACAAACUGACGUUCUCUCCAUCCGGUAAAGAAUUGAUAACAGUUAGUGAUGACCAUAAAGUCAAGGUAUGGUCUGGGAACCUUGGGAAACCAGUCCAAUGUAUUGGUAUGGAGGAACAUGGAGCUGCCAUGUCAGUAGCACUUCACCCAGAUUGUGAUGUUGUAUUUGUUGGAUACCACAGUGGAAAUAUCAGAGCUUUUGACGUUAUGACAGGAUGGGAAAUUUUUGACAAUAAACUCCAUACAGCAUCAGUAAGGUGUAUCAAAUAUGUUGGAGAUGGCAUGGUAGCAGCAGGAUCAGAUGAUAAUACAAUGACUAUAACAAGUACAAAAGAAUCUGUAGGAGGUAUUAGACUGACAACUUUCACCAAACCUGUACUGUGUUUAGCACUGACCAAAACAUUGAUGGCUGUAGGAUCAGAAGAUUUUACUUGUACAUUGUUUCCAGCACCAAAGGAGAAAGAUUUAUCAAAGAAAAAUAAGCUCAAAGUGUAUUCCACUUUAUCAGGCCAUGUAGGACCGGUAACCAGCUGUACUUUUAACAGUGAAGGCUCAUUAUUGGCAACAGCAAGCAGGGAUGCAAGUAUAAGAAUUUACCAGGUGACCUGGGAAACAGAACCACUUCUUAUGAAUGUGAUGAGUGAUUGUCAUAAAGACUGGAUAACUGGAUGUCAAUGGUCAAAUAUAGCAGACUUCAUAGUGACUUCUUCCGUUGAUUUCAACUUAAAGGUUUGGGAUACUGCCACAGGAACAGAGAAAUCCACACUAACAGGUCACAUGGCUGGAAUUAAUGCUAUCUCCUAUAGUUAUGGAUGUAUAGUGUCCUGCAGUAGUGAUGGAGCUGUCAAAGUUUGGUCACAGAAAGGUACAGAGAUUACAACCCUGUAUGGACAUACACAGAGAGUAAAUGGGUGUGAUAUGAUUGUUAAAACAAGCAAGGAUGACACUGAAGAGGAAGAAGAUGAUGCAAACAAAUCGUGGGCAGAUAUGGUAGAAACAGCAGAGGCUGCUAAGAAGACAAAGAAAUCCAAACGUCCAGGUGUAAAGAUGGAUGAUGUACUGGUAGCUACUUGUGGAGAUGAUGGUACAGUCAGGGUAUGGCAACCAUUGCAGGCUAAUGAGCUGGCCAGUAUGUCUGGACACGAUGACAGAGUACUCAGUGUAUCAUCUGACUCACAGGGAAAAUUGUGUACAAGCAGUCUAGACAAGUCUGUCCGUCUGUGGGCUCCUGAGUUGUCAACAACACCAUCAGAUGCAGGACAUAAUGGAUCAGUGACAUUUGUCAGUUGUAUAGAAAAUGGAACAGGAUUACUGACUGGAAGCAGGGAUGGUGUUGUCAAGUUCUGGAGCAUAAACAAUGGUGUAUUUGUUUGUGAGAGAACGAUGCAGGUAUCCAAGUAUUCUGUUACAGCUGCUUUAUUCCAAAUUGACAAUACUAUGAUAACAGCAGGUGAAGAUGGACAAAUUGUUUCUUGGUCUGUCACAAGAGAAGGCAUGAACAUUAAGAGAGUUGAGAAAUCCACUGUAAUAGAAAACAGUUCAACACCUGUGACUUGUCUGCUUCAAUCUACAACCUCAGCUCAUGUCUUCUCUGGCAAUUGGAAAGGGGAAGUAACUGUUUAUAAGAACAACAAACAGUUUGAGAGAAAAUGUGUAGUGGAUAAAGCCGACUGGAUAUUAAGUUUGUAUCAGACAAAAUCUAAGCCUGGAUGUCUGUAUGCUACCACUGCUAGUGGAAUGGUCAUUGAAAUAAAAGUUACAAUGGAAAAGAAAUGCAACAUAAAAGUUAUAACCAGGAUUUCGAUUCCAAACAGAGUUGACACAGAUGUAUUAAUGCACAAGAAACAACCAGUUUGGGUACACAGCAUGGCUGUUGAUGGCAAACUACAGAUAAUUGGAGAUUCUAAAGGGCAGAUAACCAACUCUAAAUCUACAACAAGGGUACAUGGUGGAGCAGUGACAGCAGUAGAUAUGACAGAUGAUCUUAUUUUCACUGCUUCUCAAGACAGAACAGUCAAAGUAUGGGAUAAAGAUAUGAAGCAGGUUGGUUUAUUCUUCUGUCCAGCACCAGUUACCACAAUGACAAUUGUGAAAGUUUUACACAAUCCAUAUUCAGUUGUCUCCCUUGCCUGUGGAGAUGAAUUGGGUAACAUUCAUUACUUGACCUGGAGUGGAGGCAAAUAAACAGUAGAGAAAAAAUACUAUUUUCACAGAGAAAGACAAAGGUGAAUUCAUCAUACUUGAUGCUGUAAAAAGAGGGAAUUGUAAUUAAUUGUGGCAAUGUGUUUACUUUGAAGGAGAUAGAAAAAAAAUAUACAAUUUUGUAUGUAAAUAAUGAAGAAAAAAAAAUGCAUUGAAUUCAAUUGCAUAUUGUGACUAUUUGUUAAGAAUUUGAUAUAUAUUUGUUAAUGUAUGCACUGUCUGUUUUAGUUAAUUUCAAAUUAAAUUUAUAAGAAUUGUUUAGAUAUGCAUUUUCUAGUUUUCAGUAAUUCUAACAUUAUCAUGUGAAAUAAACAUAGCAAAAAUAUGCUGUAAAGAUAUAAUUUUUGGAAAACAUUUUCAUCCCAUUUUAAAGCAUUGAGUUUGUACAUUAUUCAAAAAUUUUACCAGUAAUUUAUGUUUUAGAAUUUAAAAAUCUUUAUAUUGUAUUUAUAUGGCUUGUAUAUUGUGUGUGCAAUAUCUGACAUUUAGACUUUUUUAUAUCAUUUUCUUUACAUAAAGAAUGAAUAUGCUGUAUUAUAUGUAUAUCAUCUGAUAAGAUUUUGUUUAACACUUUUAGUACAAUUCAUAUUUGUUAUGUUAUAUUUUUGUUAGUAUAUUUUGUUUCAUUGAUAGUUUGAUAGAUAACAAAAGAAAAACUUUGUUUGUACAUAUUUUUUUUUAUAUCAGUUUUAGAAGUUAUUAUAUUGCAUAUAUUGGAGUUACAUUGUUUUGUAGAGGUAAUCACCAUGUUUAAUUUGUGGUGAUACAAACUAUCUCUUUUGAGAUUUUUCACUAUUUUUAUCAUUUAGUAGAAAUGUAUAGUAUAUAUGUACAUAAGAGUAGUGAUGAUUUUUAGUGCAAUGAACAAAUAAGACGGUCAUUAUAGUCCCACUUACCAGUACUGAUGUUGGGUAUUGAUCAUUUACCUUCUCACUUACUGGUAUUGAUGUUGGGAGUAUGCAUUCAUCAUUAUUCUCGUUUGAUCGUUUCAUUGUUUGUCUUACAGUCACUUCUUAUAAGCCAUUAAAUGUGAUGUAACAGAAUUCAGUGUGUAAUUGCAUCUUUAGUGCACCUUAUAUACAAGUUUUUUUAUCCGAAGAUUUUUGUGAUAUUUCCCAUGAUAUAAAGUUUGUUAUAUUGGCAUGAGGAUAGCUUCCUAUUAGGAAUCCACUUUUUCUUAGAUAAUUGACUUUAUGUCAAUGAAUCUUAGUCAUGAUAACUUAAUGCCAUGUGCAUUUCACCAUAUUUUUUAUUUUCAGAAUAGGUGGGUGGAGGGGUUCUCACAGCAAAACCUGCACUUUACUCUACUGUUUAUGUAUACAAAUGAUGGAGCAGAGUUAUGAACUAAUAGGCCUUACUCAACAGUUUUUACCAUUGAUAGUUUUUGUUUUCUGUUAUUUUUUAAAUCCCUAUAAAACACUGUCUGUUCUGUUGGUUUUUUUUAGUUAACCUAAAAAGUUAUAUUUAGGAUACCUUCUCUUAACAAUUUAUCAUUGAAAAACAACAGAUGUUUUUUUAACCCAACUAAAUAAUUGUUACAGUUGAAAAAAAAAUCAUGUUAUUGCUGAUUUAUAAAAUAUGAUACAACAAGUGUAUUGUUUAUAUUCUGGUUAAAAGUAUAUGCAUUAAAACAAGACCAAAGUUUAUAACUGAAGAAUAUAUAUUUAACUCUAUUUCUCAGUUUUUGGCCUUGAAACAUUUCCCACGGUGAAAUUAUGGUUUUAUUGCAUCGUUCAAAUAUACAAUUGAAACACAUUUUAUAUUGUCAACGAUCUCUUUUUUUUUACCUGUGACAACUUAAUGUCUUUCUAUUACACUUCACCUUUUUUUUUAAUUAUUGUAACAUGCAUUAAAUAUGCAAGAAGUUGUUGUUUUACUGACCUAGAUAUAAGUUGGUACCAUCGGAACCGAAAUUAGAUACAUGCAUGUUGCACGUAUGACACAUCUUUCUGCAUAGGUCUCUCAUUUAAAUGUCAACAUUGAUGAUCACAGUAAAUUGUUUUAUUGUAUACUUUAAUAGAUUAUUUUGCAGGAGGUAAAUUUUUACGACUAAUAAAUAUAAACAAGUAGAAGAGUACUUGUCACUUUAUUUAGUCCAGUCUUUGGAAGAUUCACAUAUUUAUGUUUAAGAAAAUAUAAUAAAUGAAUUUGUUAACUUAGCUUGAUUUUAAUUUUCUUGAUUUUUAAACAAUAAUUACUAUUAGUAUUAUUUUUUUUUAGUUUUGUUCUAUAUUUUUAAAGGGGGUCAAAUAGAAAAGAUAAUAAGACAUUUUUUCAUAAAAUUAUUGUAUUUUGGGGGUGGUUAAAAAAAUCAUUAAAAAUACUCAGAUAUUUUACCAAAAUGGCUGGUACACAAAUUUCAUCUAUUUUAAAAAUUGUGAAAGAGUAUUUAUAUGUUGUGUGUGAAAUACAAAAAAAGAGAGAAAAAGAGAUGAAUGAGAUGUAAGAAAAUAAAGGAAUGAAAGUCAUUGCCAAAAGAAUGUGGAUUGUGGUAAACUGUGAAAAUGGCUAGAGUGAAAGAAGAGGAAGGAUGGAUGAAGUAAGAAAAAUAAUGAUUGGUAGACUGAAAGAUGAAAGCAAGAAAAGUACUGGAAGUGCUGUGUCAGAAUGCAUGUUGGAAUAGAGAAAGUUUGAAAUGAAUGAUAAUCAGAAAUCUGAGAAAUUCCUAAACAAUCUUUUAUUUCCUUUUUAUUUUCCAAAAUGUUAGUACAUUUUGUUUUUUUUCAAUUUGUAUGUACCAGUUUUGUGAUUUCAGCAAUCUUCUCAUUAAGAAGCGAUAGAAAUCACAGAUAUUUGUUAACUUUUUUGUUGUUAUACAUUUGUUUUUGAUAUGUUUUGAAUAAAAAAAUGUUAAUUAAA